Molecule: messenger RNA, 795 nt
Organism: Centruroides sculpturatus (bark scorpion)
Lineage: Eukaryota; Metazoa; Arthropoda; Arachnida; Scorpiones; Buthidae
Product: corticotropin-releasing factor receptor 2-like
Exons: 6
Biological process (GO): cell surface receptor signaling pathway; adenylate cyclase-modulating G protein-coupled receptor signaling pathway
Cellular component (GO): plasma membrane
Molecular function (GO): peptide hormone binding; G protein-coupled peptide receptor activity
Source: RefSeq, a predicted model, not a curated record
AACUGGAUGUUUGUUGAAGGAUUGUUACUUUACAGCAGCAUUUCUGUCUUCGUUUUUCAACAAGAUCCACCAUUUAAAUUAUAUUAUUUUAUAGGAUGGAUUACUCCAGGGAUAUUCGUUGUAUCGUGGGCAAUAUUUAUGGUAUUUCAUCUAGAAACACCAUGCUGGAGAGGAUACGGUAGAUUGCCUUAUAUAUGGAUUGUUACUGGACCAAUGAUAACUGCUUUAGUGGUGAAUACAAUUUUCCUGUUCACAAUAGUUCGCAUCUUAAUCACUAAAAUUCGCGCUACUGUUUCGAUAGAAACUAAACAAGUCAGGAAAGCAGUCAAAGCUACAGUUUUGUUGUUCCCUUUGCUGGGGAUAACCCACUUGCUCUUCUGUAUAAAUCCACAAGACGAUGGCUAUUUAGAACAAGCUUACAUGAUUACAAAUGCUCUUUUACAGUCUUGUCAGGGGAUAUUCGUUGCGGUGCUCUAUUGUUUUCUCAAUUCUGAGGUGCAAACAGCGUUAAAACAAACAUAUAUUAAAGCUCUUCUGAGACGUCAUCCCAAUGUUCGUUGCCAAGUGGUGCCACAGGGAUCUACAACUCACGUUUCACACGUUAUGGAUUCUUAUGCCAUCAGCAGCACAAAAGUCACUAAACAAUCUCCAUACAGACAACCAGGAUCAAACAAUAUAAGAUUCACUAAUGAUAACAAUUAUCGCGAUCAAAAUAAUGGUAAAUGCUCAUACCCACUGCUUGAGACGUUUCAAAUUUCAAAUUCUUAGAGUUUUAUCUAAAAAUUCUGUUAUAUA